CCCUCGCCUCUUUGCUCCAAUGGCUUCUCGUUUUCGUUCGAUUUCGAGGCCCGCAUUCUCGUUGCUCAAAUCAUCUGUCACCCAAUCUAGAAUCUCCACCGCCUCCGCUUCAUCAUGCCGUCCCCAUUCCAUUCCGAGGGUUUCGCGAGCGGUGCGCUCGUUGCAAUCCCUGCUUCCGUUACACACUGCUGUGUCGUCCGCACGGCUGACGUCGAGAAUCGGGUUCGACGCGGCGGAGAGUUCGAGAUUGCUGUACCAGGGUAUGCUCUGGAGAUCGAUCCCCGGGAGUUAGGGAUUUCUGUUCCUCGAUAAAAUCUUUUGAACAACACCUGGAGCAAGUUGCUGUUUCCUGAUGCAUUUUUAGGCUUGAUUUGGUUGCAAUAUUUAUCCUGGGAGCUCUCUCUUGAAGUAACUUCUUCCAUUUGACCGUUUGAUUUCAUAUCUCUGCAAACAUUUUGUACAAGAGCUCUCUGACAAUGGCUGUAUUUUCUUUGAAAACAGAUCUGUAAUGGCUAUUCAACUGUAUUAAGCUUUUUUUAAUAUCUGUUGGUAGUAUCAUAACGCAUUACAUUUUUUAAAUAGAGAUCUUUCUUAUAUU
Dendrobium catenatum is the source of this 598-nucleotide messenger RNA. RefSeq lists its product as uncharacterized. The record is from RefSeq and is a predicted model, not a curated record. The transcript is spliced from 3 exons. The coding region runs from base 20 to 292 and encodes 90 amino acids. NCBI's taxonomy places the organism in Eukaryota, Viridiplantae, Streptophyta, Magnoliopsida, Asparagales, Orchidaceae.